AUGCCCAAUGCGCAAAGCGAGACCUGUUACCAUCGCGUGGCGGCGUGUGAAGCAAACACCGGUGCCGUAAAUCGUCCAGUCUGCGGCUCCGACGGACAUAACUACCCUUCAAAAUGUCACUUAAUGAAGGCGCAGUGCUCAGGAGAACCUAUUGUAAUGGCCCACAGAGGACCCUGCACAGACAGUCAAACUUCAUGUAUGGCGGUGCUGCGUUAUGCAUUGAAACAAGGCGGUCGUCGUGCCACAUUUGUGCCGCGGUGCCGCGCUGACGGCACUUAUGCCGCUGUGCAAUGUGCCGCUGCAGGUGCAGCAGCUGGCUGUUGGUGCGUCACCGCCGACGGGAAACCUCUGCCCGAUACAGCUGUGAGGAACGGAAGGCCAGAUUGUACGAGGACUGGUAAAUCUCAAACAAAGCGGCGCUCUUCCGUUCGAGGUCAACGUAAUAAGAAAAGUUGCACCAGAGUAGAUAGAGCACAGUUCAAUGGAAAUCUUAUCAAAAUAUUCAGUGGUGAAUACGACCGUGCCCGAGCUGAAAAUGGAGGGGCCUCGGAUCCUCGGGGAGUGGCUGAUUGGAAAUUCAGAGAACUGGAUCGUGAUAGAAGUGGGACACUGCAGAAGUCUGAGUAUCGCGGCUUGCGGAGACUCAUCAAAAAGGUGGUAAAACCAAAACGAUGCGCACGCGCAUGGGCCCGCGGUUGUGAUGGCGAUGGGGACGGGGAGAUAGCUCGCUCGGAGUGGGCCGCAUGUCUCCUGGCUAGCCCGGACCCACCAGCUCCGGACUUCUCUCUCCGUUUCUUCAUGUCGUUGAAUGCAGACGACGAUAGUGUUCCAGAGCCUGAACCGGACUACGAAGAAGAACCACCUCCAGACCCCAGUUCAGUAUUGCCUGGCAUAAUGCGGAAUUCUUUCGCUCCAGACGGUUCUGUUGUAAGAGAAGACGAAACAAACGACUGUCUCACAGAUCGACAAGCCGUGCUAGACGAACAGAAAGCUGGCAGUGCUGUUUUAUACGUGCCGGAGUGUACGGGCGACGGUCGGUAUGCGCGCGCGCAGUGUUACCGCUCCACCGGCUACUGCUGGUGCGUUCAUCAAGACACGGGCAAGCCUAUACCGGGGUCGUCGGUCAAGGACGCCAAGCCGGACUGCGACGCCGCUCCACAACACGCCAGCCCAAUGAGAGGUUGCCCAGAACCAAUGAAGAGUCAUUUUCUCCAUGACCUGAUAAGUUUCUUCAUAUCAAAGAUGACUACUUCUAUCAACGGCACGGGUCCAGGAGAUGUGGUAAAAUGGGGGGCGUCUAAGGAGGAGCAAGCAGCUACUUGGACAUAUGUUAUGUUAGACAAAGACAAAAACAAAGCCUUGGAGAGACGGGAGUGGAAAGCUUUCCACCAGCUGAUAUCAAAUAUGGAGCCAUUGAGAAGAUGUGGAAGGAAACUCCCUCGUUACUGUGACGUGAACCAUGAUUCCAAGAUUAGUAUUACAGAAUGGAUGGCCUGCUUGGAGGUCACACAAGCAGCACACGGACAUACCACUGAAACCACAAAAGUUCCAUCUAAUCCAAGAAGAAAAGGACCCAAUCCUCUCGAAUCGAUUCUAAAGGCCGACGACUAG
This is a messenger RNA of Danaus chrysippus (African queen), 1611 nucleotides long. The record is from the annotation of a GenBank genome assembly. Lineage: Eukaryota; Metazoa; Arthropoda; Insecta; Lepidoptera; Nymphalidae.